This is a messenger RNA of Macrosiphum euphorbiae (potato aphid), 618 nucleotides long. The record is from the annotation of a GenBank genome assembly. NCBI's taxonomy places the organism in Eukaryota, Metazoa, Arthropoda, Insecta, Hemiptera, Aphididae.
AUGCUGGGAGUCUUCAAGAAACGCUGGAAGCCCAAAAACAGGGUUACGAAAAGUGAAAACGGCGAUGAUCUGAUGUUGAGUUGUGGCAACGAAUACUCUGAACCGAUCAAUGCUUAUGUGCUUCCGGACUCACGUAUAUCCAAAUUAUGUUCGACCAGACAAAUGUAUCCGGUGUGUGAUAACAACUCACAUUAUUCAGUAACAUACGAAACACUAAAGCCGGUGUUAGUGUCGUCAGAUACGGCAUCCGUAGGAUAUGGAAAACUGGAAACUGUGCCGCCACCUAUUGGUGGAGUUUCGGGGAAAAUGUCGACCAUCAACGGUGGAAAUACAACUACCCCUAAUAUUUGUAUAGAGGGUGGCCGCAUUGAAUUCGUGAAAUCUCCAAUAGAUUGCGGUGAUGAAAAACAGGACUACUUGAAGGAGUAUAUGGAAGCGAAAAUCGUGCAGCUGGAAUCUGAGUUGGUCGCGGAACGGCGAAUCACGCAGAGGGAGAGGACGCUAAACUCCAAGCUUCAAAAACAAUUAGCUCGGGAAGCCAACGAACCGCGGUAUAAGCCGGUAAACACCGCCCUUUCCCCUCUCCCAAGACAUUACCCUACAGAAGGUAUAUCGUAA